Molecule: messenger RNA, 630 nt
Organism: Ipomoea triloba (trilobed morning glory)
Lineage: Eukaryota; Viridiplantae; Streptophyta; Magnoliopsida; Solanales; Convolvulaceae
Exons: 2
Coding region: 1-630 (209 amino acids)
Source: RefSeq, a predicted model, not a curated record
AUGAGAGGAGUUUUCAUAAUUAGAAAAAAGCCUCAAAUCAAACUCCAAGCAACGGAGAAAGUCGGGCGGGUUCCUCAUCCUGAAUGGUUGAGGCGGGGUUUUUGUGAGGCUGUGAGAGAAAGUGGGUUAUCUGAUUUUGGGAUUGGGGGGUGUCAAUUUACUUGGGAGAGGGGGAGAGGGACAACACAGUGGGUUAGGGAGAAGUUGGAUCGCGUGUUGGUUUCUGGGAAUUGGCGUGAUGCUUUUCCUAGGGCCAGAGCUUGGUCGGUUAAGGGUACAAGUAGUGACCAUUUGCCUUUGCAUUUGUGUACGAAUUGGGGAGGAAGGAGGAGUGUUGUUCGUCGACCCCGGUAUGAAAAUUCAUGGGGGAAAGAGCAGGAGUGCAAGGAUUUGGUGGAGUCGGCGUGGUACCGUGAUGGUGCUGCUCCGAUUAUGGAUAGAAUCGAACGGUGUAGUCGGGAGGUGUGGCAGUGGGGGAGGAGGAGAAGUAGCGGUGAGAGGGAGGAGCUUAAGAGAUGUAAGCAGAGGAUGGGGGAGUUGCGAAAUGCAGGGGACAAAAGGAGUGUGUGGGAGUUUGGGGAAGUGCAGCGAAAGUAUAUGGCUCUUAUUCAGAAUCAGAGUGAUCACUAG